CGGUGAGAGAGAGAGGGAGAGAGAGAGGCGGGUGUCCCGGUGAGAGAGAGAGAGAGGGAGAGGCGGGUUCCCGGUGAGAGAGAGUGAGAGGGAGAGGCGGGUGUCCCGGUGAGAGAGAGAGAGAAAGAGAGGGAGAGGCGGGUGUCCCGGUGAGUGAGAGGGAGAGGCGGGUUCCCGGUGAGAGAGAGGGAGAGGCGGGUGUCCCGGUGAGUGAAUGAGUUUAGAAAGUGAGUAAAUCAAGGAGGGAGAGGUGGGUGUCUGGGGAAGUGAGGGAGAGGCGGAGUAAGCGAAGGACAGGCGAGUGUCCUGGAGCACAGUUUGUCGUCUGCCGGCUUGCACUGAGCGUUGGAGAUGCAUUACUACAAACAAUCGCAGGCACGAGUCAGCUGCUUCUUCAAGUACUUUCUGUUCGGUCUCAAUAUCAUCUUCUGGUUGGCUGGUGCUGGGCUGCUUGCAAUCACUUUCUGGGCCUGGAAUGAAAAGGGAGUGUUAAACAUCCAAUCUAUCACUGAGCUGAAUGGAUUUGAUCCGGUUUGGGUAAUCCUGGUGGUCGGUUUCCUGACCUUCAUUCUGGGAUUCGCGGGAUGCAUCGGAGCUCUGCGCGAGAACAUCUGCCUCCUAAAGUUUUUCUCAUUAAUCAUUGGAGCAAUCUUCACUUUGGAGCUGGUGGCUGGAAUCCUCGCCUUCGUGUUUCAAGACUGGGUGAAGGAACAGGUGCAGAAUUUUGUCCGAGACAAUAUUGGAGUGUACCGCGAUGACAUAGAUCUGCAGAACCUCAUCGAUGCAGUUCAGAAAUACAUGCAGUGUUGUGGAGCUGGUGGUCCUAAUGACUGGGACAACAAUCCUUACUUCAACUGUUCUCAGGAGAAUACCAGCCGGGAACGAUGUGGUGUUCCCUUUUCCUGCUGUAUGCCAGACCCUGCACAAAACGUUGUGAACACCCAGUGUGGAUACGACAUCCGAUCCAAGAAUAAGAAUAAGGCGGAGUAUGAUCAGACCAUCUACACAAAGGGUUGUGUCCAAGCAUUUGAGGACUGGUUGCCCAGGAACAUCUACUUUGUCGCCGGGUCUUUGCUGGUCAUUGCCUCCCUGCAGAUGUUUUCGAUUUACCUUGCGCGAUCGCUGAUCAGUGAAAUCAAAGCGAUAAAGGCUGGAUGGCGUUACUGAGGCCACACUGAAACCAACAGGAUCCAGGAAUGGCUCAACUUUGCAAACCAAGUAUUUUUUGUGCCAAAGGAAGAUGUGGGCGUCACUUUAUUGCCUUACUGAGGUUUUGGAUGGUUCUGCUAUGCAUUCAAUAGGUUUCAAUUGGUACAUUUAAUGUCAGAGAAAUGUAUACAAUAUACAUCGUGAAAUGCUUUUACUUCGCAAACAUUCACGAAAACAGGAAUGCCCUAAAGAAUGAAUGACAGGUAAAUGUUAUAACGCCCAAAGUCCUCCCAGCUCCCCCCUCCCACGCACAAGCAGCAGUAAGGCAACGACGCCCCCACCAGCAAAAAAAGCAUCGGCGUCCCCCCCCCCGCCUCAAAAAUACAAGCUUGCAGUACCCCAAAGACUACUCCAAACUAUUUUUUUUAAAAAACUAUUCACUGUAGUCGGAGUGUGUGUUCAUUAAUCACCUUGUGCCUUACUGCAAUUUGCAGAUAUUUGAGAAGUCACGUUUGUACAAUCAGACGUUGAACAUUGGGUAAGUCUGGAAAACCAGGGGUCACCAGUACUCAAUUACUCCAAGAAUCAGUAACCGCCUGCGCGGAUGAGCACUACUGUGCGAUGUAUAAACAGUCGGGAACAGCUGACAAAAUGGAGCAAGUGAUAUUCCCCCCAGCAUCAGUGAAUUCAGUACUGGUCUGUGUAAUGUGACUUCAGUGAUACGGCUCACGUUAGCUCCCACAACAGACAAACAGGGGAGGAUUUCACCAUGAGCUGCUGGUGGAGGGCGGCUCUCUCUUAUAUGUGGGCUGUUACACACUGUUGAUAAUGUGAGAAUCAACAAAGCUGUUAAGGUCGGAGGGAAAGAGUGAGCGUUGCCCUUUGCAGUGUGAUGCCAAUGGAUUCGGGAAUCAUCCCGUGGAGGUACAGCGGGAAGAGUUUUUAUUUUCUGAGCUUACAAUGAGUUUCAUUCUAGCAGAACUUCUUAGUCGGUUUAAUAUCUGAAUAUUUUAAGUGUUUUAAGAAAUUAUAUUAAACAAGCUUAGCAUUUGUGUGUAUCCUCGUGCUGAAAGCUUUCAAAUUGUAAUGGAAAGCUUCAGCUUUAUCAGCCUUGUUUUUUUUAAUAAAAUAAAAUAUUAUUAAAGCAAAACAGAACAUUGGAAUGAG
Molecule: messenger RNA, 2316 nt
Organism: Mobula hypostoma (lesser devil ray)
Lineage: Eukaryota; Metazoa; Chordata; Chondrichthyes; Myliobatiformes; Myliobatidae
Product: tetraspanin-14-like
Exons: 8
Coding region: 352-1167 (271 amino acids)
Cellular component (GO): plasma membrane
Source: RefSeq, a predicted model, not a curated record